CUUCUCAGGCGAACAGCUGUGUUGGCUUAGGAUUAAAAAUAAACAUUGAUUUUCUGCCCGAAAGUAUACGUAAACGCGUAGGCGCUCCCCACCUGGCAGUGCACCCGAUUGACCGACUUCAAACCUCCACGGCAACUAUGGGCUCCGACGACCACAAUGCGGGGGAGAGGAUCCAGAAGGGAUUCCAAAUCAACUAUAUGAUUCUGCGGGACGCCGACAGCGGAAAGAUAAUCUGGCAGGAGAACAAGGACUUCUCGGCACCGGAUCUGGAGCACGAGGCCCGGGUGCCGGUGAAGAUACUGGACAUGCGGGCCGUUUCCCGUGAGAUCAACUUCAGCACCAUUGAGCCAAUGGAGAACUUUCGGCUCGACCAGAAGGUGCUCUUCAAGGGCCGCAUCAUGGAGGAGUGGUUCUUCGAGAUGGGAUUUGUGGGCGCCAGUACCACCAACACCUGGCAGUCGACGAUCGAGGCGGCACCCGAGUCCCAGAUGAUGCCCGCCAAGGUCUUGAACGGCAAUGUGACGAUCCAAACCAGUUUCUACGACAACGAGACUCUCAUCACCAAAUCGGUUGUGCGCCUGUACUACAUUUAGGCAACUCUGAGUCAUCUGGUCGUGACCAGGUACCAGGUGUUCCCAUCCACUCACGCCUUCUGGAUCUUUUUCAAGAUGUUCUCUAUAAAACCUACUUCGCUUUAGAGUACUUCUGCAUUUCAAUGCAAUUGUUUGCGCGUUUAUGAACUAGUUGUAGUCUAAUGCAUUUUAAUCUAAUUUUACAUUUACCAUAUUAAUUUAUUAAUAAAAAGUAACAAAUGUAAUGCAGAUAAAUGACGGAAUGUCAACUCGAACGCAACAAGCAUGCUUAUGUACAAAUCUUUUAUAGACUGUCAAAAAUUGACUAAAAAUAGCUGAGAAAUUUGUGUCAUUUGAGAUAAUUUGUAUCUAUAGAUCUCUGUACUACUUGAAAUCAAUCCAUAAAGUCAACUUAAAUUUGAUGAAACGAAUUUUAACAUAUACAAUGUACCAUAAUUUGAGAAAACAUUUGGAUGCGUGCUCUACUUAAAUAACAAUGAAAGUACUAAAAUCUGUCAAAGUUGUAUUAGAUAUAGCCUAGCUGUACGCAAUUUGUCAGCAAAUAUAAGCAGAUGUUAUAAGAAAA
Molecule: messenger RNA, 1158 nt
Organism: Drosophila rhopaloa
Lineage: Eukaryota; Metazoa; Arthropoda; Insecta; Diptera; Drosophilidae
Gene: PrBP
Product: probable cGMP 3',5'-cyclic phosphodiesterase subunit delta
Exons: 1
Coding region: 138-593 (151 amino acids)
Cellular component (GO): cytoplasm
Source: RefSeq, a predicted model, not a curated record